UCUAAAGGAGAAAAGGUUAGAAACAUUGCACUUAAGUGAUGGGAGAUGCUUGUAAGUAUGCAGUGGUUACAGGAGCAAACAAGGGAAUUGGCUUCGAGACUGUUAAGCAGCUCGCCAAUUCAGGUGUAACGGUUUUCUUAACAGCCAGAGACGAAAAGAGAGGAACUGAAGCAAUGGACUUGCUGAAUGAACAAGGAUUUUCAAAUGUUGUGUUUCAUCAGCUUGAUGUUCAAGAUGCUCAGAGCAUUGAGUCCUUAACAAAGUUCAUACAAACACAAUAUGGGAGGCUUGAUAUUCUGUUGCUGAAUAAAUUUCUGAAGGUAAAUGCUGGAGCUUCUGGAGUUGUACCUGAUGAAGAUGUCCUAAGGGCCAUGAACAUGGAUCUUGUAGACUGGGUAAGAUAA
Messenger RNA from Solanum stenotomum, 404 nucleotides. Its product is annotated as short-chain dehydrogenase/reductase 2b-like. Lineage: Eukaryota; Viridiplantae; Streptophyta; Magnoliopsida; Solanales; Solanaceae. Gene Ontology annotation, cellular component: membrane. The transcript has 2 exons. The coding region runs from base 39 to 404 and encodes 121 amino acids. The record is from RefSeq and is a predicted model, not a curated record.